Molecule: messenger RNA, 1248 nt
Organism: Trichogramma pretiosum
Lineage: Eukaryota; Metazoa; Arthropoda; Insecta; Hymenoptera; Trichogrammatidae
Product: zinc finger protein 782-like
Exons: 2
Coding region: 277-873 (198 amino acids)
Biological process (GO): regulation of transcription by RNA polymerase II
Cellular component (GO): nucleus
Molecular function (GO): RNA polymerase II cis-regulatory region sequence-specific DNA binding; DNA-binding transcription factor activity, RNA polymerase II-specific
Source: RefSeq, a predicted model, not a curated record
AAGUGGUCAAAUUCGGCCGUAAGCGACUGAUGUUUACAAAUUUGUAAAUUCGAGCUGUACAUCGUCAUCGCCUACUUUAAUUUUCUUUUCCAACGGUGAUUGCACAUGAUCAAGUGUUUGAUGAAAAGUUGAGAGGACCUACUGAGCUUGAAGGACUACCCGGUUAGUUCAUAGACAGAAGCAAGCAACGAUCUAAAUUUGGAUUCGACGGACUCGUGCACGGCCAAAAACGUCGGGGUAUUUAAGGAUAUUGGAACGAAUACAAAAUCUGAUGCAAUGGGGGACAGUAUUAAUAGACUAUUCACAUGUGAAUUUUGUCAUGAAUCAUUUACGGAAAUUGGGCUCAAGCGCCACAUGGACUCAUUCAUUCUUCCUCCUGACGAUUUAGAUUAUGUUUUAAACCUGAAGGAUUACUGGGAACAUAAUCAAUUUUGUGAAUGUGAGAUUUGUCGCCAAUUAUUUGGACUGCAAACUGAGCUAAAGCAUCACAAGGACACAGAUGAUAUUCAAAGAAAACACUUGAAUCUCACUGAGAACAUAAUUUCAGUACAAAAUAAGGAAAAACCCAUCUCUUGUAACCUUUGUGGCCAAUCAUUUGGACAAAUGGGUAACCUUCAAAGACACAUCAAUACAAAACAUAAGGAGAUAAAACCCUAUAAGUGUGACAUGUGUCCUUUGUCAUUCGGCCGCAAGGAUAAACUCCAAGGUCACAAGCAAAGCGUACAUAGACAGAACCCCUUCCCAUGUCAUAUUUGUUACAAAUCAUUCGCAUUCAAGAAGGACUACUUAAAUCACUUGAGGGAAGAACAUAGCCAUUGCCAACGUAAAUUGCCCGUAAAACUAGAACAUAAAGAGAAAAAACCCUUCCAAUGAGAUGAAUGUGACAGAUCAUAUGGAGAAAAGAAAAACCUCGAUAAACACAUUAGAAAAAUACAUUAUUCUCAAUUAAUCUCAAGAGACACAUAAGCAUAGAACUUGAGACUAGUCAACUUUAUGAAUGUAAACAUUGUUCACAAGUAUUCGAAAACAAAAGCAACUUUUAUUCGCACACAAAAAAGGUCCAUCUCCAGCCGGUUUAGCUACCACAAUCGCAGAUAUCAAAAUAAACUUAGGAGCUACAAUUUGACAUCCCAUAAUUUUGAUUACCCGAGACAACUGCUAUAAAAGAGAAUAUAUCUACUCUUCUAUGAGUAAGCUAUGUAAUUUUAAAAAAUCUUCCGAAAAAAUAUCUUUUAAUGCAUUGAAAAA